Molecule: messenger RNA, 525 nt
Organism: Melampsora larici-populina 98AG31
Lineage: Eukaryota; Fungi; Basidiomycota; Pucciniomycetes; Pucciniales; Melampsoraceae
Exons: 5
Coding region: 1-525 (174 amino acids)
Source: RefSeq, a predicted model, not a curated record
AUGUCACCAUCAACACUUAAAUCGAAUAUAAUCGAAUUAAAAUCAUUAAAUCAAUUAAACCAAAUCAUCAAUUCAACCACCCAAUUAAUCAUCAUAGAUUUUCAUGCAAAAUGGUGUCCACCAUGUCACGCAAUCGCACCCUUUUACGAAGAUCUAUCUAAAACUCAUUCAUCUUUAACUUUUACAAAAUGUGAUGUAGACGAAUGUAAAUCGAUUUCAGAAACCUACAAGAUCACUGCAAUGCCAACGUUUAUAUUUAUUAAAAAUAAGCAAAAAGUAGACGAAGUUCGGGGAGCCAAUCGAUCAGGGAUUGAAGCUACUAUCAAACGAUAUUCAAAUGAUUCAAGUAAUUCACAUAACUGGGGAAAAGGCAACACAUUAGGAACCUCUACGAAUGUUAAACCGACUUCAAACUUUCAACCUAAGCUUGAAUCUAAUUUGAAUUUCUUGAACCGAUUCUCUUCUCAUCUUAAAUUAGGAAUUGGUUUAUUUUUGGUUUAUUUAAUUAUGAUUUAUUUUCAAUAA